Molecule: messenger RNA, 974 nt
Organism: Anthonomus grandis grandis
Lineage: Eukaryota; Metazoa; Arthropoda; Insecta; Coleoptera; Curculionidae
Product: chymotrypsin-2-like
Exons: 5
Coding region: 74-898 (274 amino acids)
Biological process (GO): proteolysis
Molecular function (GO): serine-type endopeptidase activity
Source: RefSeq, a predicted model, not a curated record
UAUAAGAGCAUUGAUUUUGCUAUACUUUUUAAUUGAAGUUUCGAUUUAUUUAUUUUUACUACAAAUUGUAAAAAUGAAGUACUUUCUAACUUUGUCCGUUUUAAUUGUUUUUGUUCAACUAACAAAGCAAGCCGCACUCGAGAAUAGGAUCGUUAAUGGCGAGAAGGUAUCGAUAAAUAAAUAUCCGUACCAGGUAUUCGUUUUGAAUGACAGACAAGGCUGUGGCGGAUCUAUCAUAUCAAAGAAAUGUAUCCUUACUGCUGGUCAUUGUGUAAUAAAACCAGAUAAAUAUAGCGAAAAAACAUGGGUAAAACAACGCCCCGAGGAAAUUUCUAUUACCCCAGGAAAGUCAACGAUUGAUCAUAUUAAUUCGGAUAUUUUAGUUGAAAAGAUUAACUUACAUCCAAAUUUCAAAGCUACAUGUGCUUUUAUCAACGGAGUGCCAUCAGUAUCAGAUAUGAAAAAUGAUAUCGCAAUUAUAGUUCUUAAAGAUCAAUUGGAAUAUUCCAAGAAAAUUAAUAAAAUCAGUUUGCCACCUCAAGGUGAAUCUGAAUCUUUGUUAUACGGUAAGACCGCUAUAGCAACUGGAUAUGGUAUGAUGUCUAACAACGAACGUACUGAAGAUUUACAUGCUGUCAAGCUUACAAUUCCUGAUGCAGACAUAUUGUGUGAUGAUAGUGAAAAUAUUUGUCUACCUAAACAGGAUAACCAAAGGGGAAUUUGUGCUGGUGACUCUGGUGGACCUUUAGUUAUUAAUGGAGUACAAUAUGGAAUUACAUCCGGUAGAAUAUAUCAAGAGGAUAAACCAUUGUGUCAAUUUUCAACAGGAUUUACUUUUGUUAAUCUCAUACACUACAGACAAUGGAUAUCCGAAAAUUCCAAUGUCGAUGAAGAAUAAAUCGAAGAAAUUUUAUUUAAAUGGUAUAUGCUAAAUGCUAAGUAAUUUUGGAAAAUAAAUAAUGUUUCUGAAAAUA